Bactrocera tryoni is the source of this 6343-nucleotide messenger RNA. RefSeq names its product rap1 GTPase-activating protein 1 (gene RapGAP1). Gene Ontology annotation, cellular component: cytoplasm. The transcript is spliced from 4 exons. The coding region runs from base 1686 to 4163 and encodes 825 amino acids. Gene Ontology annotation, molecular function: GTPase activator activity. NCBI's taxonomy places the organism in Eukaryota, Metazoa, Arthropoda, Insecta, Diptera, Tephritidae. The record is from RefSeq and is a predicted model, not a curated record. Gene Ontology annotation, biological process: activation of GTPase activity; regulation of small GTPase mediated signal transduction.
UGGUUUCGAACGGAGUUAAAUAGUUACGGACGGAUUGAAGCGCCGAACGCUACGCUUUCGUGAAUGAAGUAGCAGUGUUGUUGUAGUGUGUUUUGCUUAUUUGGCUUUCAUUGAGUUAUUCUUGAAUCUGGCCUAAAUAGGAGCACGAAAUGGACGCUUAAGUGAGACGACGUGCGGCCAACGUUGACAUUUUACGUGCGUUUAACGUAUGUGUGCAUAUAUGUGAGUGUGUGUGUUCAAGUGGAAUUUGUUCAAUUGAAUAUCGGUGAUUAACUAGCUAUGUACCUUUGCGUACUUUGAGGUGUUAAUAAGCGUCGGGAACGUGUGAAAUAAUUACAGCUAGAGGGAUAGGUAUUUAGAAGAGUUGCUGGAUAAAGAGGAUAAAGAUAUUGUUGUCCAAAUUGUGAGUGCAUUGAAUUAUUGUGUUUGUGGAAAUAUUUACAAAGAUGUAGCAAACGUAAAAGUGUGAGAAACUUGUCCUGAAGAAAGUUUAAAAUUCAAAAGUGCAUAUUUUUCAAAUAAAAUUUGUUUUAAAUUUGUAUAAAAAUCGAAAACGCUGUUGCUCAAAGCAAAUUUGACGUGUAAAACGCUUUGGAGCUUCAAUAAUCGAAAUCUGAUAGAAAAAUUUCCUCCUCACCAGUCAUAAGAAACGGUUUAAUACUUUUAACAAACGCUAAAACGCGACCUCCCAGCUUCGAAUGUACAUGUUUAGCUGGAAACUUAACUGAACACCAACAGUAACAACAAUAAACACAAAAACAACAAGCAACCUAAUAAAAUUAAAACAAUACCGACAACGACAACGAGUGCUGCAAAACCUGCCAAACAAGUUGUUUGAAAAAUAAAAAUGGGAAAAUAAAACAAACGAAAAUAAAAUACAAAAGCAACAAUAUAAAAACCUGCAAAGCGCAGAAAUGAAAUAAAAUUUCGAAAAGAACUAAGCGAGCAUUUUCGUGUAACGAAACCAAAAAAUCUGCAAAAGCGCUAAUACAACGCGUGUGUUUGUGCGCGGGAGUGCUCAUAAGUGUAUGUGUGUGUGUGGUUGUGUGCGGAAAACGAAAAAUUAUUGCAUAAAAGAAUAAAAAGCUGUUUCAAAAAUACGAAAAGCAGUGACGCGACUGCAACUGCAUUACAGCCAGCCAAGACGCGUCCCUGUAACUGCGCGCGCCCUACGCUCCAAGGCGGCGCAACAAACCAGACCACCCAUCGACGUAGCGCGCACGACGAGCCGCUUUUGCGCGCCUAUACCAAGCCUACCGAACGCGAAACUCGCUUUGCCCACAAGCAAGCGACGGAAGAAGCGCACGGAGGAAGCGCAGAAGCACAGCUGAGCUCGCCGCGACGGCCUACUCUUGCAGCAAGCAACCUUUGAGGCCGCACGCUUCCAUGGAUAUAUCGCCCACGUUGUCUGCAAUCGCAUGACAAUAAGCGCCGCGGUACUCGAGACAAAGUAGGCGCAUUUUGAGCGCUUGCGUUUGAGGAAAAGUGCAAACCGAGCAUAACGCGCGGUUUUUACGCAGCGCCCAAAGUGUGUUGGAGGCGUCGCAAGUUAUUUUCGCAAGGAAAAAGAAAUAUUAUAGCGCAGUGCUGUGGUCACAGCUUGAGUUCUGGUCCGCGCUGUGUCCGAUCUGAAGGUGGCAUUUUAUACUGAAGGCGCCGAACGACGUUGGGUACGCCAAGCCGUCAUGGGGGUACUUAGGUGGCGCGAUCUACCCGGAUCGCGAACUUCUGUCGGCAAUAAUAAUAACAAUCACAAUAAUGCUAACGGCGGCAACAACAACAAUCGUGAGACGCACCAUCGCAAUUCGAAUGACGAACGUGUACCACAUCCGCAUGAAGGCAGUCAAUCUGGCAACUUCACCCACCACAAUGGUCUGCAACACUCCGGCUCGCGCUCUACACUGCGACAUUCAAUGUCUACGACAGCCGCGAAUUCUACACCCGCUUCACCACAACUAAGUGGCAUUGGUGGCCCGGUUUCAGGCACUGGCAAUGGUGUUGGCGUUGCCAAUCAAUUACUCUCCAAUGGCCAGCAUUAUCAGUCACAAUCGUCGGUAUCUUCACAGACUUCACAGUCGUCGAUUGUGUCCACCAUACCUGCCUCACAACGUCUGCUGGAGGAUGCGCUCGCCAAGAACGCACCAUAUCCGAUGAUUAUUUUACCAUUGAACGGCGGCUACUGGGUGGAUGGCACCGAGCAUGAGUGUUCAUUUGAUGCGCGCGGCAAUCCGAUGUUGCCGCAAACAACCUGGAUGGCCAAAUUCGAGACAGACGACACGGCAAAGUGCUAUCGUCGUUUCUAUGCGGCGCGCGAACAUUCGAAUCUUGUGGGUCAAGAUGAUGUAUUUGGACCGAUAUUGAUUUCCAUCAAAACGGAGAAUGUAGCAAAUCAAGAACAUGCACGCAUACUGUUGCGCCUACGUACCGGUACCAUGCAUGAACUAAUACCGAUGUCGUGUAUGGCACCCAAUCCGACACCUGGUAAAAUUGUGCGCCUGUUGAAUGAGCAAAUUACGGUGGAGAAUUUUGUACCCAUGUUAUGUUCGAAGGCAUCACAAUUGAUUGCCGCCUAUGAUGAGCAUGUAUUGGUUUCGAAUUUUAAAUUCGGUGUGCUUUACCAAAGAUAUGGACAAACCACGGAGGAGGAACUCUUUAGCAACAACAAUUCAUCGCCCGCAUUUGAGGAAUUCCUAGAUGUUUUAGGUCAGCGUAUAAAAUUGAAGGAUCACAAGGGCUAUCGCGGUGGUCUGGAUAUACAGAAUGGACACACCGGCGACACCGCCAUAUAUGAGGUGUUCAAGGAACGCGAAAUCAUGUUUCACGUCUCGACAAUGUUACCCUACACUGAGGGCGAUCCACAACAGCUGCAGCGCAAACGACAUAUCGGCAAUGAUAUUGUCGCAAUCGUAUUCCAGGAAUCGAAUACGCCAUUCUCACCCGACAUGAUCGCCAGUCACUUUCUACAUGCUUUUAUCGUAGUACAACCGCUAGAACCAAAUACGCCGAAUACACGCUACAAGGUCAGUGUGACAGCACGUGACGAUGUACCGUUUUUCGGACCAACACUACCCAAUCCAGCUGUUUUUCGCAAAGGCCAAGACUUCAAAGAAUUUAUAUUGACCAAACUUAUCAAUGCUGAGAAUGCUUGCUAUAAGGCAGAGAAAUUCGCGCAAUUAGAAUUGCGUACGCGUACCUCGCUUCUGCAAAGCCUUGUUGAGGAAUUGAAGGAGAAAACGCGCGACUUCUUGGGCACAGAUUUCACGAAUGGCGUGACUGUCAGCCCAACACCAGAAACACCAAAGUCCGAGAACAGCACAGCCGGUUCGCGUUUCAUAGACACGGUCAAGAAAGCGCUAAUUUCGCGCGUGCGCUCACAAAGCGUUGAUACCGGCAAUAUGGCGCCAAGCGUUGAGAAAUUCAGCGUCUCGACGAAGAUGAACUCAUCCGCUUCAUCGACGACUUCCAAGAAGGACAACAGUCUAACGGAGACACCGAAUUUGAAUGCCUGCAGUCGCACCGCUUCGAAAUCUUCCUCGAAAUCAAAAUCGUCGAAUGACUCCACCUCCUCAUCGCCGGAUAUCACCUCACGCGGUCCGCUCAGCAGCAGCAACACCAUCAACAACAAUAACGCAAAUAUGGGCGGUGUUGCCACCGCCAAAGACAUGCAGAAUGGCAAUAAUGCCUCAGCGCCAGUCAAUGGUGGCGCCGGCGUUGCCACCAUGUCCGAAACCAGCGAUGACUCCAGCUUGAAUAGCGUAGAUCUCGAUCCUAUGAUGGGUCACAUAGAUGGCGGCGCCGUAUACAUUGACAGCGAUACCGGACUGGAAUCGAUGUCCUCCGCCGAAGCCAUGUCGUCGACGAAAGCGGCCUGUGCGCUAUGUCUGGAUGGCUCACAAAGCUUAAUGGGCUCAUCGCCGAGCAACGAAACAAUUGUGAUGGUGGAGAAUUUGCGUCAGGAGGUCACACGACUCAAAUGCGACAAGCUGGAUCUGCUGCGACAGAAUGUGACAUGUCAGCGCGACAUCAAACGUUUGCGUGAGCGCGAACUUUCGCUGCAGGGCGACUUAGCUGCCGCCGGCAAGGAGAUACUACGUUUACGCGACCUGCUGAAAGAAUAUAUGCCAGAUUCCGCCACAGCGCCACUAUCCAUCUCACCAAUCUAAUGGAGCACGCUUGCUGUGUGCUAGUGCGCGCCUGUGUGUGUGUGUUUAGCUGUGUCGGUGUAUGUAUGUGUGUAGUUAUUGUAAGCGUGCAUUUGCUAAGCAAAUGCCGUUAUAAUAUGGUGCAAGCAGCCGAAAUGCAUGGGAAUCCUUUUGUGCCGUGUCAAACACUCGUGUGGGGAGUUGAGGAGCCGAAGAGCUUGGCUCUUGAAAAAAACAUAAAACUAACUGUAUUAUAGGUAUGUGGUAAAAGGUGACAGAAGAUGGUCGUAAGCAGUUGAUUGCGUGACGAAAACGAAAUGGGUUAAUUCAACACAAACACAAAAAGUUACACCAAAAAUUUAAUUUAAGUAUAUUUAAAGCAAAAAUAUUAAUAUUAAAUAACAGCUGUAUUUAAAAGUAGGAAAAUGUAUGCAGAAACUAAAAAAAAUCUCAUGAACACUCAAGCAUUAUAGUAUAUAACACACACAUAUAUAUGUUUAUAUACAUAUGUAUAUGUUGCACGAAGUAGCCAAGUUGCAGCUUGCAAGUGGCGUUGUUGUAUGUAGUGGCAUAUGCGUCGCAUGUGCUCGCUAAAACUGACCGUUAGUUAAUGCGCCAAAGCAGUUCGUUAAUUUUAGGCACUUUUUGCGCUGCAAACGAAACUUUUUAGAUUUAUUGUGAACAAAAAAAAAUAACAAAACAAUUUACGAUUUAUUGUGAACAAAAAAAAAACAACAACAAAACACUUUACGAUUUACUCUUUGGUCAAUUAAUGCAAUGAAAUCAUAUUAAUUUUUUAACUGUAAUUUUUUUUUUUUAAUUUUAUUCACACUUUUUUAUAAUUAAAAAAUAAAUGCUGAGAAUUAGUAGCGAGUAAUGCAAAUUUUACAACAACAAAAAAAAAAAAAUUAAAUUGAAAUAAAAUUUAAAAUAUUAAAAUAAAAUUUAAAAUAUUAAAAUAAAACAUAAAAAUCGCGCAAGCAAUGAUUUAUACCAAUGAACGAGCGUUUAUGUUUACACUAUUUCACUACAAAUACAAAUAUAAGUAAUUUUAAGUUUUUUUUUUAUAUAAACACAUAAGCAUUGAAUUAUUAAGUUUAUUAAUUAACAAAAACAAUUUCAAUUUCACACAUACUUACGUUUAAGUUACUAAAUCUAACAAGACACACAGUGUUUAGCGCAAGCUUAAGCACUCGUUUGUGCGCCACUGUAAAGUUAAACGCUAUAAUUUUACAUUUUUAAUAUAAAACGGCGCUGUAAAUAUUUUACUAUAUUUUAUUUAUAUAAAUUUAAAGCUAAACUUUCUUUUUAAAUACAACAAAUAAGUUAGUACAAGCGCACGCUUUGCAAGGUUAAAGACGUACCGUUACUGCAAGUUGUUAAACUUUAAAUACAACAACAAAUAUUGUAGUGUUUAAAGCAAAAAAAAUUUAAUAGCACAUGUGUCUGUGUGUGUGUGUGGCGUGGCAGGUGCCUUAAGUGCACUCUGCCUCGUCACCAACACACAAACAAACUCAAUUAGAAGUUAGCAAUUUGAGUCACAAAUCAUAAUGUUGUAGCAAAAGAGUUUAAAUACAUAUUUAGUGCAAAGUAAUUAUAAAGCAUAAAACAAAAAAAAAUUACUCACGUUCAAGUUGAAACAUUUAUAUACAUGUGUAUGUAAACUUAUUAAAAUUUACCUAUUAGUAGCGAGCGUUAGCUAUACAUACUAUAUACAUACAUAUAUGUAUAUAUGUACUAUAUACAUAUGUAUAUGUAUAUGUAUGUACUAUAUACAUGCAUGUAUAUAUACACAUAUAUACGUGCAUAUAUUUAUUUGUGUAUAUAGUAUAUCACAGUUUUUUCUCUUUUGGUUUUGUUAAAAGAUAUUUUUUAUUUUUUUUUUGUUUGAAGAAAUACUAAAAUAUACAUAAUAUAUAUACAUGCAAAAAGAAAAAAGCAGAAAUUUGUGUGUUUUGUUAAUGAAGUGAGCGCGGAUUUACGCAAAUGUACGAGCAAAGUCGCAAAUCUAUGUUAUCAUUACUUACGUAUGUGUGUAUGUUCGUGCGGUGUAUACUCGCCAACUACUACAUCUAAGGUCUAGCAAUUCAUAAUCUACAAUAUUAAAAAAACAAAAACAAAAAAACAACAACAAAUCUACAAAUGUACUUCUGAGCAUUGAAUAACAUUCAGCACUUACAUAAAUACAUGAAAUUAUUAUA